ACCAAUUGGAGACUAAGUACCUUGGUCUAUAGUAAUAUUCGGGUGAAAGUCGCCAUGAAACACCAAAUAGAGGCUAUUUUUAGGAUUUCAAGUCCGAUCGAUUGGAAACACAUCAUAAAAAUAUGACACGUGAACUUUAGAACUCGGAAAAGACUCGUGCGAUUAAUUUUAAUGAAGGGAAAUGAUGAACUAAAUCAAAUGAACAAGAUCGGCAGUUAGGAGAGACUAAAGCAAUUAAAAUGAGACCUUCAACAACAUUCGGGAUGUUGACCUCAGACACCAGUAGCGCAAACCAGCUCUAGUAUCGAUGCGACUAAUGGAGAUAAAGAUACUUGACAUUAAAGCAACAAUCACACACUGGACGACAAAUAUUUAAUUUGAUAUGAUAAUAUAUCUACUAUCUAAAUGUCACAUAACACUGAUUUACACAGAUAUUGAAACAUUCAAAGCCGUCUGAAUCAUGUGGCCGAAAAUUGAAGAUUUCUAAGGAUUACAAAUUAAAUGCAAUGCAGGGAUCCCUAAAAUUACCUGAGAUUGUGGUGAGUGAAAAAUUAGAUGAACCGACAAAAGAAAUUGAUUCUACAAAAGAUGUCACUAAUCUCCCCAUCUUGAAGUUAAAUAACAAUAAACUGGAUAAAAAUGCAGUUGUUGGUAGGAAGGUUAAAAAGAAACACCUUCUUAAACUACCAAAUAUACACGAUGACAAUCAUGACACUGAUGAAGAAGAGGAGGAUGAUGACGAAGAAGAUGCUGCGACAAAACCACACGAUAAACACGGAGAGGACAAAAGUCCGAAGAACCAAAGAGAUUCACAAAACGAUGGCACUGAACGACAUGUUAAAAGUGACAAUCAAAUGACUAAUAAAGUUAAAAAUGACAAGAAAGAAGAACAAAGGAAAGGUACAACAGACAAGAAUGAAUCAACCUUUCAUAAGCCCGAAAAUGACUUCAGAAAUGUAAAUCCGAGUUUGAUAAAGCGAGAGAUUGAGACCCCGCAAAGGGUCAGUAUUAUGUUUGAUCCCGCAGUUACUGUAGAAAGACUACCAAAGAAAAUCAAACGCAAAACGGAAAAAUGUGAACUAUGCGACGAGUACAUAUCGGAAAUAGAGCAAUUAAAAACAAGACUUCGCAAUAUACAGUACAAGUAUGAAAAGGUGGUCGACUCCAAAUCAAAGCUUGGCGAAUCUUUGCGAGAACAAGUCGAGGAAAACAAGACAUUGAACAAGCUUAGUGUGGACCAAAACAGACAAAUUAAUCUAUUCACAAAACGUUUGAAAGACGCCCAGGAUAAAUUAGCUGAAUCUGAAGAAACGGUCAAAACACUAACAGACGAAAACAAAAAUAUAAAAAAUAACAAUGAGGACAUCCAGCAAUCUCGGAAAAAUUACGAAACUAAAAUCAGCGCCCUUAACCACGACAUUCAAGACUAUAAAGCUAAGAUAUCCGACGGAUUAUUCAAACUGAAAGUGGUAUCUGAAUCCAAGUCAAAUACACAACGUGAGCUGGCCCAAAUGAAAGAUUGGUACGAAACACUUAACUCCAAAUACACAAAACUGAAAGACGACCACUUCAAAUGUUCCAAAAUUAAGGAUGACUACGCCAAACUGUAUAAAGAACUUGGUAGGAAAAAUUUUGAAAUUCAAUGUUUAUUAGCCCGGACUAAAAGUGGGAAAACCCCCAACAGUGUAGGGGCCCUACCCCCAGCACCAAUCAUGAACUCUGGUUCAACAUUCUUUGCGUCUCCUAUGACCCGUACAAAUACAAACCGUGCAAUACUACAGGGUUCUUCCCCUAAUAUUAUCUUCACUGGUACUACAGCGACAUCUAUACCAGGGCCAGGUAUCGUGCGUAUGUUAAAGGACUCAAACAAACUCUAUAAAUCCUUAGCCUCAAGGUCUCAACAACCGGACCGGGUUGUUGUAUUUGUACCUGCACCUGAUUUCUUCCCAGUUGAGGACUGCUCUUUACUUGUCUGCUUGAACUUCUGA
Owenia fusiformis is the source of this 1988-nucleotide messenger RNA. The record is from the annotation of a GenBank genome assembly. NCBI's taxonomy places the organism in Eukaryota, Metazoa, Annelida, Polychaeta, Sabellida, Oweniidae.